This is a messenger RNA of Lampris incognitus (smalleye Pacific opah), 4748 nucleotides long. RefSeq names its product GEM interacting protein (gene gmip). Bases 11 to 3361 code for a protein of 1116 amino acids. The record is from RefSeq and is a predicted model, not a curated record. Gene Ontology annotation, biological process: negative regulation of GTPase activity; activation of GTPase activity; signal transduction. The transcript is spliced from 22 exons. Gene Ontology annotation, molecular function: GTPase activator activity. NCBI's taxonomy places the organism in Eukaryota, Metazoa, Chordata, Actinopteri, Lampriformes, Lampridae. Gene Ontology annotation, cellular component: plasma membrane.
CCUAGUUUACAUGAUGGAGCGUUACGAUUUGCCGUGGAUAGUCUCUCAGCUUCGCUCGGUGGCCGCCAGUCUGAGACAACUCAGGUUACUUCUAGAGGAAUGCUGCGAGGCAGGUGGUCCCUCUCAGCUCCAGGUCUCUCUGGGGAUGCAGGCCUUACAGGACACCCUGAAGACCCUGACUGAACGAUACCCUGCCUUUGGUGGACCCUCUGUCAGCCAUGCUCUUUCAGCGCUCAACACCUCUCUUUCAGAUGUAACAGAUGUCCCACAAAAGUCUGAGACCAAGCGCUACAGUGAAAUCUUCCGAGACUUUGAUAACCUCGAACUAUCCUUGGUCUAUUUAACAACAGAGGAACUGCUGCCAGAUUCAGAGUCCCAGUCCCCUUUGGAAACCAUCUCCACCGAGACCACAGAAAUCACACAGCAGGGCAACAUGUCUUGUGAAGACACCUUUUCUCCUGAAAUAGACUCUCAGCCCAUUGAAAUUAAUGGAAAUCCAUCAGCCCAGGAUGCUGACCAGGCCCUGUGUCGCAGUGGGGAUGGAGUGGAGAUAGCCCUGCAGUAUGCGAAGAUGUGGUGCCGCUACACCAAAGACAUACUGGCCUGGAUGGAGAAGAGAAUCAACCUGGAGCAAGAAUUUUCAAAAAAUGUAGUGAAGGCGGCGGAGGGGGCCAGGUCUUGUGUGGCACAGCAGGAAAUGAUGCCCUUACAGAACAUCUAUACCAUGGCCCUGGAGCAAGACAUAAAGAACAGUAUCACCGCCAAACAGACUUCAGAACUUCUACAACAGCGCUGUUAUCAAGCCAUUGCUGCCAAGAAGAACGAGAUUGACAAGUGGCGGAGAGAGUUUAAAGAGCAGUGGAUGAGAGAACAAAGGAGGAUGCACGAUGCCGUGACAGCUUACAAGAAGGCUCGCCAGCAGUACAUCCAGCGCUCUGAGGAGCUGGAGAAGGUUAAGGCCAUCAAUGCCAAGGCAGCAGAUGACACAGUAGGAUACAAAACCCUGGACAAGAGGAGGAAAUCCCGGGAUGAGGCACAGUCCAAGGUGAUAGAGUCCGAAAUGCUGUACAGACAAUGUGUGUGCGACGCCAGGACUCACCAGGAUGACCUGGUGAAGGUCAAAGAAAGAAUAAUUUCUCACAUUCGCAAGCUCAUCUGCCAGGGUGACACUGUGCUCAAGGAGGUGACAGUCAACAUGUUCUACUACCAGCGGCAGCAGACGGAGCCUGUGCCUCUGGGCUACCACCACCUGGAGCUCACAUGCAGGAACCUGGAGCCUGGGGAAUCCUACCUUCUCUACAUCUUCGGCAAGCGCCGCCUAGAGCAGUCUCCCCAACUCUUCACCUUCGAGGAGUACGUCCCUCAGGGCAAGGGAUCUGAAAGGAGCAAACGAAAAACCAGCAACCCCCUCAGCUCUAUGCAGGACUCCUUCUCGCUGCUGGAAGACAGCCUGGGCAGACGUUCCGUUGACGGGAGGAAAACGGGUUGGAGUGACAGUGAGAGUGUGGGAGGCAGUAUGGAAUCUCUGUCCAGCCCCGCCCAUACUCAAAAAAGACUGGCCAAAGUUGCAUCUACUGGAACAAUGUCAUCAGAAGACCUGGAUGACAGGGACGGGGCCACGACCUUGGAGUCAGACUAUAUGGAUUCAAGUGCAGAUGGGAAUGGUCUAAUGGGAAAAGUGCGUGGGCCUUCACGAGCCGCCCUGACCCACCGACUCAGGAAACUGAAGACCAAGAUGGUCAAGUGCAAGCAUUGCGACAACUACAUAGUGGUCAAUGGGAUUGAAUGUGAGGAGUGCGGGCUGGCUGUGCACAGAAAGUGCCUGGAAGUGUGGCAGCUGGAGUGUGAGCACAAGAAAGGGGUCGUGUUCGGGGUACGACUGUCCUCGCUGCUCUGCGACAAGUCAGACGAGGUUCCCUUUGUGGUGCGGUGCUGCACGGCAGAGAUUGAAAGCCGUGCCCUCACCCUCCAGGGUGUGUAUCGCAUGAGUGGCUCCAAACCUCGCAUUCAAAAGUUGUGUCAGGCCUUUGAGACUCAAAAGGAACACAUGGACCUGUCUGAUGUCUCGCCCCAUGACAUCACAUCUGUUCUUAAGCACUUCUUCAAGGAGCUCCCAGAGCCCCUGUUAACUUUCAGCCUGUACAAUGACUUCACUGAGGUGGGCAAGGCCAUCCAACACCUGAGUGAACGGGAGCCCACAGCCGAGACCCCAGGGGUAAUGGAAGAAAUGGUUCACAACCUGCGAGAACUGCUGGAAAAACUCCCCCGCUGUUCCUAUAGCACACUGCAGCACAUGAUGGCUCACCUGCACAGAGUUUCAGAGUGCGAGGAGAACAAGAUGUCUUCAGUGAAUCUUGGUAUUGUGUUUGGGCCGACCCUCUUGCGCCCUCUGCUGUCUGUGGACAUGUCCAUGAUCGCCCUACUAGAGACCAGCUACCAGGCUAUUCUGGUGGAGUUUCUCAUCACACAUCACACUCAGAUUUUCGGCCCAAAGCAGAGAGCCAGCACCCCUCCUCCUCCGCCACCAACAGCACCUCUUCCAGACACCCCUCCUCGGGCCUCCUGCCCCCUGGUGGAGGAGACCUCCUCUACCCCUGAUCGAGGAGACUCAUCCAGAGAACGUCCCCGCUCUCUAGACAGCCGAACAAUCAAGAGAGAAUCAAGCGAGGGUUACAUAUCUGACAAGUCAUCGUCCAAUGAGGCAGUGGACCAGCUCGGCCCUGAAGCCAAUGAGAGAGCAGUCCUGGCUGUGAAGAGGGCAGCUAGACCUUCUGUGGGUGGUCCAGUAAGGGAGCUAGACAAUUACACAGGGACACAGCCAGCGUAUCAGUUCAAGAAUCAGCGGCAUCCCACCCCAGGAACCCGACUCCGCAACGCAGGGCCGGGGGCUGUGAAGCCUAACCCAGCAGCCUUGAGCACCGAGGCUCCAGAGAGGAGCCGUCCCGGCAGCGCAGACAGCAGCCGCAGCUCUUCUCCAGAGCCAGGAACACAGGGGCAUGCCCAUCAGUUGGACGUCUCCUGUGAGCCAGCUCACAGUCUGGGUCAGGCCAGCUUCACCAAGGGGAGCAAGGCAGAUAACCCUGCAAGCCCCAAAGAGGUGGCACAAUACAUGUUAGGAUUGGACACAACAUCUAUGGCAUCAACAAACACAAGACUAUCCAAUCCAACACAGGGGUCUGAGAGCCAAGCUAAUCCAAACAUUAAUCAAUCUAAUAACAGUGCUGGACAAGGACGGGCUCUGUGCCACACACCAAAAAGACUUCCUGGUGAGCAGACCCUGUCUGCACCAGCCCAGAAGAUCCUGUCUGGGCUGAAACUGAGGCGCAGUCACUCAGGGAAGGACGAGCAGCUCUUUGUCUGAGGCAAGCUGGGCCCACAAAUUAUAUCAACCCAUCCAUCCAUUAUCCAAACUGCUUAUCCAACUUAGGGUCAUGGGAUGCUGGAGCCUAUUCCAGCAGUCACUGGGUGGCAGACAGGGAGACACCCUGGACAGGCCACCAGUCCAUCACAGGGCCAACACAUUCACGCCUAGGGACAGUUCAACCCAACCGAACCCAAUAUCAACCUGAGUGUACCUGAAUAUAUUGACAGGCAUUGUAUUUACACAAAAUAAUAUUUACUGUCCAUUUUUUAUGCAUUCAUAAACCAUAAUGUAAACCAUCCAUCCAUUAUCUGAACCGCUUAUCCUGCUCUUGGGGUCGCGGGGAUGCUGGAGCCUAUUCCAGCAGUCAUUGGGCAGCAGGCGGGGAGACACCCUGGACAGGCCACCAGGCCAUCACAGGGCCCACACACACACACACACACACACACACACACACAUUCAUACCUAGGGACAAUUUAGUAUGGCCGAUUCACCUCACUUACAUGUCUUUGGACUGUGGGAGGAAACCCAUGCAGACACGGGGAGAACAUGCAAACUCCACACAGAGGACGGCCUGAGAUGACCCAACAAGGUUGGACUACCCCCAGGGCUCGAACCCAGGACCUUCUUGCUGUGAGGUGACCGCACAAACCACUGCGCCACAGUGCUGCCCAACUGUUUUACAUAAUGUAAACCAUAAUGUAAAACAGUUUUCAUGAAGAAAGCAAUCAUACAUUUCGGUCACAUGCAAACAUUUUAUCUUUUAUACAAGAGUCAAUGCAAAACACCUAAAAAGAACAGUUCCAACUGCCUUAAAGCUCCAGGUAGAUACUAUAGACAUAGCAUCACAAUGACUGUGGCAUCCUUGAAAAGUGCAGGCCAGAUGCAAAUUGGGAUAUCUUUCCACAAUGGCACCACCAAGACUAGACAGUAAUGACAAUUUAUUGGGUCUGAAUAUUUGUUGUGUGUUUGGUAUAGCUUUUGACUACAGUGACAAGUUGUGUAAUUUAAAGCACUCAAUCCAAGAAACAUAGUCGGUCUGCUGGAACUACAGGUUUGCUCUACUGAAUUUAAUAAUGUUAAACUAACAUAAGGGGCCCUGUGAUGGCCUGGUGGCCUGUCCAGGGUGUCUCCCUGCCUGCCACCCAAUGGCUGCGGGGAUAGGCUCCAGCAUCCCCGUGACCCUGAGAGCAGGAUAAGCGGUUCUGAUAAUGGAUGGAUGGAUAACAUAAGGGGGGAAAACUGUUUCCAAAGGUGUCAAUACAAAAUGCUGAUAAGUCUACUUUUAUAGAGACCAUUUUCAAUGUACUUUAAUAAGGUUUUUUUAAUAUUUUAUAGGCUGUUUAUUCAAAUGUUGUCAUAAAUAAUAAUAAAAAAUAUAUAUGCG